AUGAGGCCUUUAUGCUGCGUGCAAUGCCUUUGCAAGUGUGGACACCAUCGUUUUAUCACCAUUUCACUAGAUCACACACACAUGCGCAUCGCCUCAUCGUUGUGCUCACCGUACCCUUAUUCCUCGAGCCGUAGGUAUUGUAUUGCGAAUGCUCAGCCGUGUCCGCACUCAUCUGCUCGGCCUUGGCAAUCGAAUGUUGUUGGUCAUUUGCAUUUCUCAACCGAGUCGCGCCAACUGAGUCGAGUUAGUGAGCAACCGUACACCUACUGCUCGCCUGCUCGCCUGCUCAACUGA
Molecule: messenger RNA, 294 nt
Organism: Protopolystoma xenopodis
Lineage: Eukaryota; Metazoa; Platyhelminthes; Monogenea; Polystomatidea; Polystomatidae
Source: the annotation of a GenBank genome assembly